CCGCCGCAGCUUCCCACGAAGAAGAAACAGCAACGACAGGGUGGACACGACAAAAAAAAGCAGAGGAGCGACUCCUGUUUACAACAACAUAAUGGAGCCAAAAUGGUCAAAUAUCAUCUGCAAGCGUGUUUUAUUGACCGGAUUUACGCUAUGUGUUGUUUUAGGUGAGUACCGCAGCCCUGUUUGGGCCGAAACGGCCGCUGCUGGCUGGAUUUUCUACUUCGCCAACGGAAGAGGCUUCCCGGGACAAGCCGAGUUCAAAGACCGGCUGCGGUUCAUCGGAGACAUCCACAAGCGGGACGUGUCGAUACAGCUGUACCCGGCUCAGUUCAGCGACAACGGGACCUUCUUCUGCGACGUGAAGAACCCCCCCGACGUGACGGGCACGCCGGCGCGGACGGAGCUCCGGGUGGUUGUCAAAGAAUCUCUCCCUCAGAGCAACACGACCGUCAUCGCCGGAGCGGUCAGCGGCGCUCUGCUGCUGCUCGUGCUCGUCGCCGUGGUCGCCUGCGUCGUCAUGAGGUCGCUUCACAGCCGCCACGAGUACGAAGGAUGUACGUCCUUGGAGAGCGCGAGCUCUCCGGCUCCGAAGCCACGAAAGAAGGCGGAGUCCAGCCUGGAGGUGUCCAGGUCCACCGGCCCCUCGGGUCCACUGCAGGGCCCGGUGAUCUACGCCCAGUUGGACCAUUCCGGCAGCAAACACUCGUUCCACAAGAUGGAGCCGGUGGUCUACGCCGACAUCCGUAAAAACUGAAGCGGAACCGGAGACCAAAAACCAAACAAAAAAACACUCCAUUAUAAACGCAGUAAAGUAUCGGACCUCUAACAGCUGCUCGAGGUGGGAAUGUUUCAACAGGGACAAAAAAAACGGUGCAGCUUCUCUUUUCUUUUCAUCCAUCGUCUCGUCCUCUUUAAAGCGUGAUGCCGUCGAUGUCGCAACGUGCUUUGCCUUCACAAUAAAAGAGAAAAAAACAAGCUAAGAACCUAAAUCACUCAGCCUUUACUUUCCU
Gasterosteus aculeatus aculeatus (three-spined stickleback) is the source of this 1010-nucleotide messenger RNA. Lineage: Eukaryota; Metazoa; Chordata; Actinopteri; Perciformes; Gasterosteidae. The record is from RefSeq and is a predicted model, not a curated record.